Trichogramma pretiosum is the source of this 1605-nucleotide messenger RNA. Its product is annotated as c-Myc-binding protein homolog. Gene Ontology annotation, cellular component: nucleus. The coding region runs from base 764 to 1078 and encodes 104 amino acids. The transcript is spliced from 3 exons. NCBI's taxonomy places the organism in Eukaryota, Metazoa, Arthropoda, Insecta, Hymenoptera, Trichogrammatidae. Gene Ontology annotation, molecular function: transcription coactivator activity. The record is from RefSeq and is a predicted model, not a curated record. Gene Ontology annotation, biological process: regulation of DNA-templated transcription.
CGAAUAUUAUGGUCGCGGGGUGUGCCGGGCGUCGCGAACGCGGUGGAUAUAAUUAUCCCACACCGUUUGCAUAUAUAAGUAGUAAUCUUGCUUGUAUUAUCAAAACACACAUCGUCCUUCUUAGUAUCCGAAUCCGUCGCAAAUCAAUCCGAUCCACUCUAUAAAGCUGAAACUGCCUCGAUCAGCUCGUUUUUUGUUGUAAUAUACAGCAGCGAGUCUGUAUCAACGUCUGUUAUUUGUGUGUUCGACGUCGAAAUUGAAUCAGUCCGCGAUCUCAAAAUUAAAAAUUACGAUCACGUCUGCUAUAAUAUUUACGCGGUAAAGACAAAGAGAUAUAUUGGUAGUGGGAAACUACAGUUUGCACACAAAUCGCGCUCUCCCUGUAUUAAGCUUUUCCUCUCUCUCUCUCUCUUUAGCUUUCUAUCUCUCUCUGUCGCUCAAUCGCUUGUUUCUUCUUGUGGCUUGUGUGAGGCUGAGGUGCGUGAUAGGUGCGGGGACACGUUUUCCUAUCCGAGUCAUGAUAUAGUAUCACCUCCCGAAAUUCCUGAGUAAGUUCGAUCGACUCGGUACCUCAUUAGAGCGCGUUAAUCGCACGUAUCAUCAAGGUUAAACUAUAGCCGCAUAGCCGCAUUAGUUAAAGUGUGCGCGUUCCGUGUAAACAUACUUUAACGCAUCCGAGCUAAAAAGCCGGCUUUAAUUUAUUUAAAAGAAGAAUCUUGAGUCACACUAUAUAUAAAUUAGUAUAUAAUUGUUGCCGAUUAAAAUGUCGAACACAAGUACAUCUACGAAACCCGUUGACGUGAAACGAGAAGAAUUCAGGAAGUACCUCGAACAUGCAGGUGUAAUGGAUGCCUUAACCAAUGUGCUGGUAUCCCUGUAUGAAUCAUCUGAAAGGCCUGAAGAUGCUUUAGAGUAUCUUCGAAGACACUUUAUGGGUUCUGAUUCAGUUAAAGUGGAAAAGCAAGAAGUAGAAAGUUUAAAGAAAGAGCUGUGUGAUGCCAAAGCGCAAAUAGCAGAAUUAAAACUAAAAUUAUCUAAGCACGAUGCACAAUAUUCGCCCCAAAGCUCACCAAAUUAGUCAAUUAAUAAUUAGGCAAGUAAUAUGUGAUGACAUACUAGUCCUAUUUGCCAUAAGAAAGUUGACAAGUUCAUGGGGUAUACUGUGCCUAAUAAGAUGACAAUGUAGUGUUUACAAUUGAUUCAAGUAACUUUUGCAUCGCUACAUUUUAGUUGAAUGUAGGACCAAUUGAUAUUGACAGUAAUUAAAAAUAUAUUGUUUUCACCAUUUUCUUUAUAAAGGACCAUUUACUUGAAAAUUUCUGAAAUGUAAAAGUACAUUAAUUUCAAAAAUGAAAUUUCAUAGCAAAAAUUUAAUAGUUUCAUAUCUUACUUAAUUGAUCUUAUAUGUGCAAAUUUGUGUUCAAUGAACUUUUCAAUUCAAAUUUAAUGAGUAAUUAAAUAUGCAAGUAUUGAAGAUAAGAAACAGAGGUAUUACAAAUGCUUAUAUUUAUAUAAAUAUUUCUAUAUAUGUAUAUUUGUCAUCGAAAAGUAUUUCAGUAUGUUUAUGCCAAAACAUAACAAAAUAAAGCAUCUUUUCUACUUGGA